Seminavis robusta is the source of this 1116-nucleotide messenger RNA. The record is from the annotation of a GenBank genome assembly. NCBI's taxonomy places the organism in Eukaryota, Bacillariophyta, Bacillariophyceae, Naviculales, Naviculaceae.
AUGGUACCAAGACCCGAAGACACCAAGGCAGUCUCUGUUACCCCAUUAUCUACCAGAGAUCAGCAGCAGCAACAGGUAGCAGGGGAGCAGUCCAUGAACUAUUGGGAUACCCAAGAAGAGCAUCAACUGCAAGAGGUGGCAACCACGGUGGAUCAUCUGAAGAACCUGCUGGUCCAAGAGAAGUCGCACUAUGCGCCUUGCAUGGAUUAUCUGGCAGUGAUUUCCUCCAACCAGUCGGGUUCGGCGGUCAGCAGCGGCGGCGACCGGGUGAACGAAGCUUGGAGGCGCAAGCUGUGCGAGUGGUGCUUUGAAGUGGUGGAUCACUUUGGCAUGGAACGAGAGGUUGUCUCUGUGGCCAUGAACUACCUGGACCGGAUUGUGGCCAAGACUCUUCAAGUCCACGGACAAGAUCAUCACAUUGCCAAGCGAGAGUUCCAGUUGGUGGCGGUGGCAUCGCUCUACAUUGCUGUGAAACUUCAUGGCGAGACGGACGAUAUUCAUAUGGAUCGACGAAGACUCAAUGUGGAUGUCUUUGUUGAGCUGAGCCGCGGGUUCUUCAAUGCAGAGAAGAUUGAAGCUAUGGAGUUAUCCAUCCUCUUUAAUCUGGAUUGGCAUCUGAACCCACCGACGCCCCUCAAGUUCAUUGCCUCCAUGAUGCGGCUCAUUCCGACAUGGCCCGCGACGUGCGAGAUGGGGUAUCCUCAAGCUGACUUUCAGCGGGUCUACAAGGCUAUCUUUGAUAUCUCCAUGUUCCUGACGGAGCUGUCCGUCUGUCUCUCUACCUUUACUUUCCAUUCCAAGAACUCCAUUGUGGCCUAUGCAUCAAUCCUUUGUGCCAUGGAGGCUCUAGAAGAUGCGUUGCCCCUCCCGUAUGAAACACGGGUCCAGUUUGUCAACCAGGUGGCUGCAGCCACAGGAUUGCUCCCAGAAUCUGACCAGGUGCGGUGCGUCCGGAACCUCCUCAAGGAGCUUUGUCCGGCCAUUGAAGAGCGAGAUGUGGCAUCCCUUAUCAUGAUGGGAGGGGAAGAAGAGGACGAUGGGGGCAAGGCGUCGCCUAUCUGCGUUAGCUACGCUACGGCAAACAACGACCUGAUCUACAAGCAUCACUAUUACUAA